CUGCGCCUGCACCGCGCCCUGCGCUGGCUGCAGCUCUUCCUGGAGGGGCUGCGCUCGGCUGGGCACGACUCGCGACCCUCCACCCUCUGCACCGAGGCCUACAACGCCUCCCUGGCCGCACACCACCCCUGGGUGGUCCGCAAAGCAGCCACCCUGGCCUUCUGUGCACUGCCCUCCCGGGAUGCCUUCCUGGAGAUCAUGAACGUGGGAACUCCCGAGGAGGCUGUGGCUAUGCUGGGAGAGGCUAUUCCCAAUCUGAUGGUUUCACAAAGCUGA
Messenger RNA from Acanthisitta chloris (rifleman), 276 nucleotides. RefSeq names its product ceramide-1-phosphate transfer protein (gene CPTP). The annotation marks the transcript as partial. Gene Ontology annotation, cellular component: cytoplasm; membrane; cytosol. Gene Ontology annotation, molecular function: ceramide 1-phosphate binding; ceramide 1-phosphate transfer activity. Gene Ontology annotation, biological process: ceramide transport; intermembrane lipid transfer. Lineage: Eukaryota; Metazoa; Chordata; Aves; Passeriformes; Acanthisittidae. The record is from RefSeq and is a predicted model, not a curated record. The transcript has a single exon.